Dinoponera quadriceps is the source of this 429-nucleotide messenger RNA. Its product is annotated as prothymosin alpha-B-like. Lineage: Eukaryota; Metazoa; Arthropoda; Insecta; Hymenoptera; Formicidae. The transcript is spliced from 3 exons. The record is from RefSeq and is a predicted model, not a curated record. The coding region runs from base 1 to 429 and encodes 142 amino acids.
AUGUCGGAUAAGGAUAUAAGAGAACAAACACUCGUGAAUAACAACGUGCACAGGAUGUGUCAGAAGCCAUGCGGCCGUAUCGGCGGCGCCGACAUCGAUGUCGACAACGACGACGGCCACGGCUAUGACGACGACGACGAAGAUGAUGACGAUGAAGAUGACAAUGAUCAUGACAAUAAUGAUGAUGAGGAUGAAGAUGAUGCCAAUGACGAUGAUGAUAACGAUGACGACAACGGCGGCGGAUAUCCUGGAGAUGGAGAAAUGAAGGACUCCGAUAAAUUCCCCAGACCUUCCCCAAACCUAAAACUGGGAUAUAAGACGCCUAUAAGACGUUUUGAAGACAUCUUAUUUAAAUACGACUUUAAGACGUCUUGUGUCCCGGUGUUGUCGUGCUGUUUAGAUCUCUUCUGUCUCAUGCGUUACGACUAA